This is a messenger RNA of Phyllotreta striolata, 734 nucleotides long. The record is from the annotation of a GenBank genome assembly. NCBI's taxonomy places the organism in Eukaryota, Metazoa, Arthropoda, Insecta, Coleoptera, Chrysomelidae.
CGACUUAACAUCGUUGACACAUGACAAUGACAGACGUCAGUUUUCUCCAUUGAAAUCAAAAAAAUAAUAAAUCAAUUUUAAUUAGAAACAUGAAUCCCCUAAUAAAAUCAUUUAAAACACCAAAACUCUGGCUGAAAAACAAUGCAAUAUUAGUAACAGCAGUUAGAAAUCACUGGAACAAGGAUUACAAGCCUGGACCGUAUCCUCAAACCGAGGAAGAGAGAAAGAAAGCUGCUGCUAAAUAUGGCUUGACUCCUAAAGAGUACGAUGUCUACGCAGACGAUGGUAUGGGAUACGGAGAUUACCCCAAAUUGCCCAGGAUAUCUAUGGAUUCCAAGGAUCCUUUCUAUCCCUGGGACUUUCCGGAAUUGAAAAGAAACUUCAAUGAACCUAUGCAUGUAGAGUUCGAUUUAUUGAGAGACGAUAGAUACGAUGUCAACCAGAAAUUAAAGUAUUCAAUGUGGAUGCAGUUUGCCAUGUUCGUUGGUGUUGUGGGAACCUUGGGUACAAUAUACUUGUUAAUGGAAAAUGUAAAAAUGUUCCAUUCUGCAAUACCAAAACAGUACCCUAACAAAGGUAAGACGCAUUAUACAUUCGAACCUCUUGAAACUAGAGAAUCGUAAUUGGUUUUCAUAAAGUGAUUUAUUGUUAAAAUAAUAGAUAAUUUUGAAUAAAUUAACUCUUAAAGGGUUUUGUUGCCGUUUUCUUCAAAUAUUAAAUAGAUUGUACUGAGU